Gavia stellata (red-throated loon) is the source of this 3174-nucleotide messenger RNA. RefSeq names its product NADH-cytochrome b5 reductase 3. Gene Ontology annotation, cellular component: mitochondrion. Gene Ontology annotation, molecular function: FAD binding; oxidoreductase activity. NCBI's taxonomy places the organism in Eukaryota, Metazoa, Chordata, Aves, Gaviiformes, Gaviidae. Bases 16 to 921 code for a protein of 301 amino acids. The transcript is spliced from 9 exons. The record is from RefSeq and is a predicted model, not a curated record.
UGUCAGGGGGCAGCGAUGGGCGCGCAGCUCAGCACGUUGGGUCGGGUUGUGACAUACCCAAUAUGGCUAAUCUACACCACCAUCCUGAGGCUUUUCAAGAAUCCGCAUCCUGCGAUUACUCUGAAGGAUCCUGAAGUGAAGUAUGCAUUGAGGCUGAUUGAUAAGGAGGAAGUUAGUCAUGACACAAGAAGAUUUCGAUUUGCUCUCCCUUCCAUAGAUCACGUUCUGGGUCUCCCUAUAGGACAGCAUAUCUACCUGUCUGCACGGAUUGAUGGAGCUCUAGUUGUUAGACCUUACACUCCAGUUUCCAGUGAUGAUGACAAGGGCUUUGUGGAUCUUGUUGUCAAGAUCUACUUUAAAAGUGUCCAUCCGAAGUUUCCUGAUGGAGGGAAGAUGUCUCAGUACUUAGACAGCCUGAAAAUAGGGGAUACUAUUGACUUCAGAGGACCAAGUGGCCUACUUGUCUACAAAGGAAAAGGCAAGUUUGCCAUUCGGCCUGAAAAGAAAGCUGAACCAGUUACUAAGACAGUGAAAUAUGUGGGGAUGAUUGCAGGUGGGACUGGGAUAACACCUAUGCUGCAGAUCAUUCGAGCAAUCAUAAAAGAUAAAGAUGACCCUACCAUUUGUCAGCUGCUGUUUGCUAAUCAGACCGAGAAGGAUAUCCUGUUACGUUCUGAGCUAGAGGAGAUCCAGGUUCAGAAUCCCGGUCGCUUUAAGUGUUGGUACACACUGGACAGAGCACCUGAAAAUUGGGAUUACAGCCAAGGAUUUGUGAACCAAGAGAUGAUCAGAGACCACCUGCCCCCACCUCAAAAUGAUGUUCUGAUCCUCAUGUGUGGACCUCCUCCAAUGAUCCAGUAUGCUUGCAUUCCCAACCUGGACAAACUGGGCUACACCAAGGACAUGAGGUUCUCCUUCUAAAGACGACCGAUAAUUCAGUGAUCUUGUGUGGAAGGGAAGAAAAAACAUUUAAUGGGGAACAGGAGAAAGUUACAGAGAUGGCUGAUGCACAGUGCUGGGAAGCUACAUUUAAAUUAAAAAUGCUUCAUUUUUUCUGAAUCUCUGGCAAGUAAGACACGUAAGCUCAACUGUACUAAAACUGUACUGUAUGUUGCACAGAAGCAACUGUAUUGUGGAAAGGUAGUGAUGCCCAGUGCUCGGCUGUAUUGUGUACUCCAUCUCAAGGGAGGACAGUAUAGCUGCUUAGGGCAGUAAACACUCUUUUACACUUUUUCUUAGCACUGUAAUCAAAUGGCAGUAAUAUCCUACUUCCUAACACUGUGCAUACCCAGUAUUUUCUUUGGUAUGAAGUAUGAAAAUAUAUAGAAUGUGCUGGAUUAUUCACUUUGUUUAUGCCAAAUUUUAAUCCUUACAGAUUUUACAGUAUGAGGGCCAGGAGUGUUUGCCUUGUAUGCAUAAUCUUUGCAACAUCAAAAGCUUAAAGAUGCUUGUUCAGAUGAAGGAUGACAAUUAACCAUUUAUGACUGAAGAUGUUCAAGCUGCCUUGUUAAUCAACACAGAGAGGUAGAGAGCAAUACAAAGUUUGUUUCCUUGUGUUGUGGAAUAGCCUCUCAUAAAUGCAAACACUUUUCCAGCUGGUCACAGUUCUCAUCCCUGGGCAAUGAAAGAAACUACAGAAAGCAGGCAGCUUUGUGCACUGUUCCACAAAUAGCUGGAAUUUUUUGCUUGUAUAUGUAUGUGUGGAAUACUGAAAAAAAAAUACUGACUUUUGUAUUUACUUUUAAAUAGCAGAUGGUGCCACAGGAGUACAAAAGCAGUUGUUCUGCAUGUCCUGUGCAGUGAAAAAAAUGCUGGGUGAAAACUGGAUCUAGUUUUAGUUUCUGUUUCCCAGAGAUGUGUUUGGAACAAAGGGAGCUCAGGUUUCAUUGCCAGGGUGGGUUUCGGCAGGUAGCCCAGUUUCAGAUGUGGUAUGCAUACAGUUGGGGAACUCGCCUGCGUGUCUUGCUCAAGCAAAGCUCCAAAGGGUUUUGCUUGGUAAGGAUGCAUGGGAACAGCCUUAGGUCACCAAACUGACAGCAAAUUCAAAUGUCUCACUGAAUCUAAAACUGUUUCUUAAUGCUGUUUACUAUAGCUCUGAUUUUUAUUUUUUUUAAUAUACUUUUUUUUACAGCAGCCUUUUACCUAGCCUUUAGUAAACUUAAGGCAUCUUGCAUGCCGAACCUUCUGCUUCUAAACUACAGAGAUGCUGCUGAGAUUAGAGCUGGCCUGCAAGGAAUCUAUGAAACUAAAAAUCUUGUUCUGGUGAUAAAAUCAGAGUGACCGAAAGGGUGUUGAGUCAUAUAUGAAGUAAUGUGGAUGCUAGUUAGCUACAAGUGUCAGUGCAUAAUACCACUUUUUUAAAGAUUCGGGUAGGUAUUUGAGGUUAUAGCUUGCUGUGUUUUCUUUUGUGCCUGUACAACAGAUGGGUACUGUGCACUUAAAAGGUUAAUUUUCAGCAUGAAUUAAAAGGAGAAAAAGAUACUACAGUUAAUUUAAGGAACCUCAAAUGGAUAAUACUGUUACUACUUUUAUUAAUUAGACGCUUGCCUCUGACGUCUUGAAUUUUUGAUGUGCACUUCUGAAACUUGUUCUUUAAUACUAUGCUCCAAAGUUCAAAUAAUACUCAAGUUUCAGUUCCUUUUUUAGGAGGCAAAAAGCAGAAAUAUGAGAGAAAUUAUCUUGCUGCUGGUUUGUAUCACUGUGGGAUACGCGUAGAUACUUUUCAUUAUUGUAUUUAAUGAAGUUUUCUGGUAAAAAAUAACUCUAGCUGGUUAUCCAUCAACUAUUUUGUAUUACUUACUCUGGUUAUUCAAUUACUGGCUUUUUUCACAUCUGUGUAAGAAAUAAAGUAUCUUGCAGGUGAAUCACCUGGGUGUUACUGAGCACACCAUUUUCAACCUUGUAAGAGAGAAACUAUAACUGUAAAACACUCUAUAAAAGUGAAGGUUCAAAAAAAAAAAAGAAAGCCUGUUAGAUUUGUUUACCCAAGUGCUUAUCUCUUUCUUUUGUUUGAGUUUGGUGAAAACUGCUGUAUUUGGAUGCCGAGUCAAGGAGUAAACUGUCUCUGUUUUUCUCCCUAUCACUCCAAUCUCCUCUUUUACCUUUAUUUUGUACAUCUUUCUUGUGAACAUGAGGCUCUUUUAAUAAAUAGAGGGAUUUUAUAUAAUCUACUGA